Cydia amplana is the source of this 2077-nucleotide messenger RNA. Its product is annotated as mucin-2-like. Bases 145 to 1932 code for a protein of 595 amino acids. The transcript is spliced from 6 exons. The record is from RefSeq and is a predicted model, not a curated record. Lineage: Eukaryota; Metazoa; Arthropoda; Insecta; Lepidoptera; Tortricidae.
AUUUAUAGUUGUCAUAAAAAUAGUCACGAUUGGUUAGGAGCAUUAAAAAUAAAUAUAUAUAAUAAAACAUAUGGAGUGAAGCAAAGUAAAGGCGCGUAAAACCGAUUAUUUGAACUUACUACAAUAAAACUAUGGAAGAAAAACAUGAAAACCAUACUUGUCAUUCUGUAUAUUAUUCGUUCAAGUAGACCAUCAUGCACACACUUUAUACAACCACUUGACGCUUGCGUGCAAUCAGAAAUUUGUAACCAUACGUGGAUUCCUGUUUGUGGGCAAAAUGAAAAGACUUCAAUACGACGAACGUUCGGCGACUUGUGUGACAUGUUAGAGUACAACUGUGAUUUUAAAACAGAAUACAGGGAAAUCAGCCAAGAAGAGUGUGUAAAUACAACCACUAAAUCAGCGCGUAAAUCAAUAUUCACACCCAGUGAUACUACUACAGCUUCAUAUAUUUAUGAUGAUGAUGAUGAUUACCUUACUAAUCUCCCUGUUAAUGUUACAACACUGUCAACAUUUUACUUGAGACCACCUGACGAAUCAACGGAUGCUGCCACGUUUUUCAGUGAAAUUUCAGAAAACCCACUGAUAAAUGUUCUCACAUUUGGGUUCCAAUAUAGACGUCAAAACACAGAUCCAUUGUCUUCUUCAUCUAUAAAAAAUGAAACCACGUUGUCUACGGAGUCAUACAAAGCAUGCACGUGUUCAACGCCUACUAAUACCACUACAGCGGAAAAGACUACAACAACGACAUCGACUACCACUACAGUUCCUAAUACUACAACGACUAUCGAGGCAUCUAAAGCAUGCACUUGUUCAACGAAUCCUAUUAUCACUUUAACAACACCUACCACCACUACACCUACUACAUCGACAACUAUUACUCCUAGCACAUCAACGACUAAUUUAUCUACUGACGCAUCUAAUGUAACCGAUGGUAGAGCAUGCACGUGUUCAACAACUACUCCUACAAAAACAAUGGAGACGAAGCCAUCUACUACCACUACAAUCACAACACUUACUAGUAAUGUGUCUACUGAGUUCUCUAGUGCAACGACAAAUACAACAAAGUCUGAAACAACCCCUAACACUACUAUGACUACUGAGUCACCUAAAGCAUGCACAGCAUGCACGUGUUCAACACCUAUAAUCACCACUACAACGGCAGCGACGACAGCUAGUACAACUACAAAAAUAGCCUCCACACCUAGUACCACUACAGCUACAGCGACGACAGCUAGUACAACUACAAAAGUAGCCACCACACCUAGUACCGCUACAGCUAGUAUAUCAGCAACCUUUACAACUCCUAGUACCAAUACAACUAUUGUGUCUACGGAGUCAUUUAAAUCAUGCACUUGUUCAGCGCCUACUGAUACCACCACAACAACAUCGACCACACCUAGUACCACCACACCUACUACAUCGACAACCAUUACAACUCCUAGUACAUCAACGACUACUUUAUCUACUGACGCAUCUAGUGUAUCUGAAGGUAGAGCAUGCACGUGUUCAACAUCUACUCCUACAACAACAACGGAAACGACGCCAUCUACUACAACUACAAUCACAAUACCUAAUACUAGUGUGUCUACUGAGUUAAGUACUGCAACGACAAAUACAACAAAGUCGGAUACAACUACUAUGACUACGACAACAGUCCAGUCGUCGACGCCAUGGAAAGGAUGUGGACAUCCUGGAUGCGAUAUAGUGGCCACCUGGGCGACAACAGUUAAAGGAGAAACGAGAGACUAUUAUCAGAUUCUUAGGAGCAAAUACGGCCAUCUUCCUUUCAGGAGAAGGAAACAUAUUAAAGCAUUAAGAUACACGACCCAUUAUCCUCCUGGAUUUCCGUUUUCGAGGCCUCGUCGUCGUUAUCGUUUUCGUCCUUUGGGUCCUUAUAAGCAAUUUUAUGGACGUCAUGUCGAAGGCUAGCUUUAUCUAUCUACUUAACAAUGAGAUUAUACAUUAUGACGGAGAACUUUUGGCGUGGGAGCGGUAAUGUCAAGGUGGGUACAUUAACGGAGCCCUGAUUUUUAUCGGACAAAACAUACAUUAAGUGUCCAAUUACAACACAUAA